This is a messenger RNA of Rhipicephalus microplus (southern cattle tick), 3704 nucleotides long. RefSeq lists its product as uncharacterized. Lineage: Eukaryota; Metazoa; Arthropoda; Arachnida; Ixodida; Ixodidae. The record is from RefSeq and is a predicted model, not a curated record.
GGCAAGACAAGAUUUUAUAGCAUAGGUAGUUAUGCUAUCUCAGUGUGUCUUCAUGAAAUCUGAGCUAUGUCGUUUUUUUUUCAUUAACAUUGGAAUGCUUUUUGUGAUAAUGCGUCAUUUACAGCGUGCAUCUGUUCAAUUUUCACUCUCUUUUUUAAUCUAUACAAAAGUAAUAUAAGCUAUGUAUACAGGCAACACUAUAAUGCAUUUCCUACUUGAUUCGACAACUUGCAUACAAUACUGUGAGCAAACAGUGCAAAAAAUGAGACAAAGUCAAACAGACAAACAACUUGUAUGUGCAAGUUUACUGCAACAAAAAAUCAGUGCUAAAAAUUUCGCCAGAAAGUGACAUUCACUCAUGUCUAGUUCCAAUUCUUGAAGUUAUUGUGCAAUCUAUAGUUGGGUCAUAAUAAAAAUGCUCAUUUUUUUAAUAUUAUGUAAUAUAUAUUAUUUGAACUAACUUUUUGAUUUAAAGUUAAUCGAACAAAUCACUAUUCACCCAUUCCUAAUAAACUCUGAUACAGUCAGAGUGAUGAUAAUGUGUGCAACAAAUGUCUGCCCAACUCCUUUUCAAAAUGCGUGAUUAAGGGCUGACUGGUGCACGUGUUUUCUUUUUCUUAUCUCGAGUGCUUCAAAGAUGUUGUCUUCGAUCCGAUUUCAAUAUUAAGAGAGGAUCCCAGUGAUUAAAGAGCAGAGCACAGCGUGGAAUCUAUGAAGCGUUUGAGAUGAAAAAGAGAACACAUGCACCCGCGACCCCUCUAUUGCAGUUUUUGAAAAAGUGAUAGUGUUUGUUUCAUAUUAAGCAUGCCAUUUUGAGGCAGGGCAGACGUCCAUUGCAAUUUCAUCGUUGUGACCAUGUGACAGUUUCUGUUUGGUUAUUAUUCUUAUUGUUAUCAUAUUUUCUGUUUCAAUGAACUUGCACACAGUGCGUCAGCUUGUUUCUACGCCUUCAUCUCAUUUUCGCUCUGUUUCCUCACAAUAUUGUGUACCAAGUAACCGUCUAAGACACCCUUACAUACAAUGAUGUUUCAGUAAAUGUUGUGGCGCAGCAACUUAUUGGAUGAUAAAGGAACACACGUAAGCAUGAUAAGUAAAUAAUUUUUAUUAAAAGAAGAAUAGGAAGCAACAUCUCCUACUCAUCACUCUUUAGUGCUAUUUUAUUCAGCCCUUUGGUUUAAAGUUCUGCUGCCAUGUUUCGCAAUGGUGAAUAAGAAACUACUUAGCAGUGCUUUAAUUUCACAGUAUAUUAAACAGAUGCAGAAAGGAAACAGCUGCGUGACGAGUUCGUUUUGCUCUAUUUAUCGACAUGCAACGUACGAAACUCUGCCGAAUGUCUUGGUUUCAGGCACUGUACCACUUCUGUUCCAAAUUUUGAUCUUGUUGUGAAUCAUCGUUACAUACAGCUCUACUAUGUAGCUUAUCCAUGCACAAAUAGAAAGAACUGAUAAGUUCUCGUUCUCUUUGUCCGUUGUUACCUUUUUUGCGCUUCAGCUGUUUAAGAUAAGUCUUUAUCAAUAAUCCCACCCUGAGAAGUGCCACCUGGAUUAUGUUUAUAGUCACUAGGGGAACUGACUAGUGUUGACGCAAACGGCUGGCUUGCGGUGUUACACUUUUAUCUGUCUCGUUUUCAUAAGUGGUGGUUGUGUAUGUAAGCCAUGAGGAGCUUGGAACGAACUUCGCCGACCCCCAGUUUGUCUGGUUGCGUCAAUACUUGUUAUCGCAUGUGGGGUAUCUUUGCAAACGUCUUUUUUCAUCAGUAUUAUAGCAUGAUUAACAUCUCAAUUUUAACAUAGGUUGCUUUGAAAAUACUCUUACAAGGUGGCUAAACCAGAUUUAAAUUAUUUUGUUGUGGCAUAUUUAGAGGUCUUGAAAAUUGUAUCAGUAAUGUUACACAAGUAAUGCACAGUGAAAAAAAGAAUAUCGCCUGUUUUUUUGACAUUUUAAUGUUUAACUACAAGACUACUUCAGAUGAUUUGGUCGUGGGAGUUGUAUGAUGCUUGAAAGAAAUGUAAAAUUAUAAUGUGUGAUUGCCAUGUCUAAUGCAUGUAUUUUCUUUAUUUUUCAGAGUACAGUGCAUGUGACUAACAUCAGAGUCACAAGAAUGCAAAAAAUUUUGUUUAGCCUCGCUCAUUUGUGUGUUGUCAAUACAGUGCAGGAAUCGCUACGAAUAAAAUCUGCAAGCCUGUUUAUAUAAACAGAAAUGAAGAGUGCUUAUGGUGUUGGAAAAAUAGCUAACAGUUUAUCGUGGCAGAUGCUGAUGAACUUUUAUCAAAGGGGGAAAAUGCAGAGACCCGGAUUCAUCGCAAUCUUCGAAUACCCUGCCAGCUGCCAAUCUCUGGCGCAGUGUGGACGGCGAUGAACAGACCGAUGGGGCUUGGGCUGCACGUUUGCACUCUCCUAUGCAGGAAGAGUCAGCGGCCAGUGGGAGCCACUGCAGAGCUGCAGCCAACUCUUCGAUGCGUCCGUAUCAGUGCACGUACUGUCCACUGGGAUUCAAUAUCGAAUCUGACCUGGUCCGACAUGAACGCACACACACGGGAGAGCGACCCUUUCGCUGUGAGCAGUGUUCAAUGACUUUUAUUCGCAAGGACCACCUAAGGGUUCACAUGCGUUGCCACAGUGGUGAGCGGCCCUUCACGUGUGGCCUGUGCACCAAGAGGUUCACCAGGAUGGACAGCAUGCGCCGGCACGUCAAGAUGUGCCACCCUCAUGGUGUUGGAUACAACGAGUACUGCCAUUAUAUUCUGACAUCCCCAUGCUGUGCGGCAAACUGUGGGUUUCUUCUCACACCAAGGACAUGUCUCUGUAUUGUGUUAGAAGGCAACGAGCCAACAUGCCUUCAGACCUUAAAGGAAAUGACCUUCAGCCUGCCAUCGUCACACAACACGGCCACCUACAUGCAUAGCCGCAUGGUCACGGCAGCAGGUCGCAGCCCGUUCAGGCGCGAGCUGCAGCGCAUCAGGGCGGUGGUUCGCUACAAUGCUGCAUCGGCAACCUCCAGCGGAGGAAUGGCCGUGCCGGAGCGGAACAUGGCUGCCUCUCUCCUGAAGUCGUUCAUUGCCACCUGUGCCCAAAGAGCAUGGCAGCAGCAACUUAUGGGAGCCUCGUCAACAGACCCCUGGGGCACCAGCAGUACUGGCUAUGGCUCUGUCUACGACCCGGUGUUGCGAUCGGCUGCCAACAGUGGUUCAAACGAGCCUCGAGACGGUGGGUCCAAGACAGGUCGCUUGCAGUGCCAGUACUGCUCGAAGCGGUUUGCCUUCCGCAGCCAACUGGUGCCGCACCAGCGAAUUCACACGGGUGAAAAGCCCUUCAAGUGCCCCUACUGCGGAAAGUGCUUUGCCUGGAAGCACAGCAUGGGGUUACACAUGCGGAUCCACACAGAGUCAAUGCGCGUGCCCAUGCGGGGAAUGGCGAUGCGAGCCUCCCUCGCUCAGCCGUGGAGGUUCCCGCAGGCAUUUUCCCAAGUGGUGACGCAGGCGCAGCCAACCAACAUUCUGCGGCCUCACGUGGCUGACGAACACACACCUGGCACAUUGCGGCAAGAAGGCCAGAUGCUGCGUGGGCUGCUGGCGUCUGAGGUUUCCUACCCUGAUCAGGAGCACUCUCAGGGAGGCAGGGCAAGUCCGGAUGAGCUGCCACCACCAACAGAGGCUGAAGUGCAGCAGUUUCCAGUGAAAUUAUCGUUGCCCACGUCUAGUUAA